CGCUGAGUAGCCAUUUUGGUCCCACCUAAAGCAGACAGACCCGCUUCACUUUGGCCGCUGGAGAUGGAAGAAACCGAGCAAAAGGAAAGCGUUUCGGUCAUCCAGACCCUUUAAAAUCGACUGCCAAUCAACCGUCGAAACCACUUGAGGCCAUGUCGUUUUUGUAAAGCGAGGCAUUUUUUUUUUUUUUUUUGUUGGGAUGAAAAAAAAAAGACUGGUGAUUUUUGGAAGUGACGUCCGACAUCUCCUUCAUGAUAGUUUAGUUAGCUUCACUGACUGAAGCCCGAACGGAAAAACGGGCUGCAAUUUACUUGUCGAGUUGAACAAAGGUUACAGUAGGAUCAUGUUUAAUCUGUGGAUUUAACACUAAAUACAAGUGUUUUAUUUUACGUCGCGGAAUAUCUCAGGCUGUAACACGUCCGGUCUGGGGGUGAAAAUUGUCACGAUCCAUGCUGAGCCUGUUUUUCCUCAGAGACCUGAACAGCAAAGCAAUAAGAACCUUUUUUUCUUGGGUUUGGAUUCAGGACGGAGGGUGUUUUUGACCUCGCUGGUCAGGGAAGACCGAAUAAAUGAUGUCAACAAAAACUCCUUUACCAACGGUCAACGAGAAGGUGACGGAAAGUCACACGUCUCAUAGCAAUGGGCGCCAGGAGCUUAGCACACGCUCGGGUCGGACCGGCAUGCGAUCCCGCAGCUCGGACGAGUCGCAGCAGCCUCAUGUCGGAAACUACCGGCUGCUCAAGACCAUCGGCAAAGGAAACUUCGCCAAAGUCAAACUCGCCCGGCACAUCCUCACCGGCAGAGAAGUGGCUAUUAAGAUAAUAGACAAGACCCAGCUGAACCCAAACAGCCUUCAGAAGCUUUUCAGGGAAGUCAGAAUAAUGAAGAUCUUAAAUCAUCCCAACAUCGUCAAGCUGUUCGAGGUGAUUGAAACUGAGAGGACACUUUACCUUGUGAUGGAGUAUGCCAGUGGAGGUGAGGUGUUUGACUACCUGGUUGCACACGGGAGAAUGAAGGAAAAAGAGGCCAGAGCUAAAUUUAGACAGAUUGUAUCAGCUGUGCAGUACUGCCACCAGAAGCACAUUGUUCACAGAGACCUGAAGGCGGAGAACUUGCUGCUAGACGCAGACAUGAACAUAAAGAUAGCCGAUUUUGGCUUCAGCAACGAGUUUACUUUGGGCAACAAGCUGGAUACUUUCUGCGGCUCUCCGCCGUACGCAGCGCCGGAGCUGUUCCAGGGAAAGAAGUACGACGGGCCGGAGGUGGAUGUCUGGAGUCUGGGGGUCAUCCUGUACACGUUGGUCAGCGGCUCCCUGCCCUUUGAUGGACAGAAUCUCAAGGAGCUUCGUGAACGCGUUCUCAGAGGAAAGUAUCGCAUCCCUUUCUACAUGUCCACGGACUGUGAGAACCUCCUUAAACGCUUCCUGGUCCUCAACCCUGCUAAGCGUGGUACUCUCGAGGUGAGGGUGGACGCAGAAAAUCAAAUCAUGAAGGAUCGAUGGAUCAAUUCUGGAUUUGAAGAGGACGAGCUGAAGCCGUACACUGAACCAGAACUUGACAUCACGGAUCAGAAGAGAAUAGAUGUGAUGGUGGGUAUGGGCUAUAACCUGGAUGAGAUCCAGGAUUCUCUGGCCAAGAUGAAGUAUGAUGAGGUCACAGCCACUUACUUGUUGCUGGGCAGGAAAGCCUCUGAGCUGGAGCCCAGUGACUCUGCCUCCAGCAGCAAUCUGUCUCUGGCCAAACCAAGACCUAGCAGUGAGCUGAAUGGACAGUCACCGUCCCACCUCAAAGUGCAGAGGAGCGUCUCCUCCAACCACAAGCAAAGGCGGUACAGUGAACAAGUUGGUCAGAACGUACCAUCAGGGAUGGCGCAUCCAAAGAGAAGCCAGACCACCACAGGGGACAACAGUGUGAAGGAGGAGGGCGGGGCUCCGAUUCGGAAGCCAAGCAGCGCCGGCAGCCGAGGCGGUCAGCCUUCCAGCCCUCUGCUGGGCAGCGCCAACAACCCCAACAAGGCCGACAUCCCUGACCGAAAGAAAGGGGCCACCACCGGUCCGAGCAAUAACUCUGCUUCAGCAGGCAUGACCAGGAGGAACACGUACGUCUGCAGCGACAGAAAUAACGCAGACCGCCUCUCUGUCAUCCCUAACGGGAAGGAGAACAGUGUUGCAGUUUCCCCAGGGGGUCAGAAGAACCCAGUGGCGUCAACUCACAGCAUCAGCAAUGCAACCACGCCCGACCGCCUCCGUUUCCCCCGGGGCACAUCUGGCCGCAGCACCUUCCACGGCGGCCAGCUGAGAGACCGCCGCACGGCCACGUACAACGGGCCGCCGGCCUCCCCCACCCUUUCCCACGACGCCACCCCUCUGUCCCAAACCCGCAGCCGUGGAACAAGCAACCUGUUCACCAAGCUCACCUCCAAACUCACCCGCAGAAACAUGUCAUUCAGGUUUGCCAAAAGAGUCUCAUCCGAGUUUGAGAGAAACGGGAGACUUGAGGGCUCAAGUCGCCAUGUACCUGGGGAUCAAAAAGGGGAAAUUAAAGACGGUAAACCCCGCUCCCUCAGAUUCACUUGGAGUAUGAGAACCACCAGCUCCAUGGAGCCCUGCGACAUCAUGAGGGAGAUUCGUAAGGUGCUCGACGCCAACAACUGCGACUACGAACAGCAAGAGAGUUUCCUGCUUCUUUGCGUCCAUGGAGACGGGCAGGCUGAAAACCUGGUCCAGUGGGAGAUGGAGGUCUGCAAGCUGCCACGUCUCUCCCUUAACGGCGUCCGCUUCAAAAGGAUAUCUGGGACAUCAAUCGCUUUUAAAAACAUUGCUUCCAAAAUUGCCAACGAGUUAAAACUAUGAACAAAAGGACUUAAGUAUACAUUAAAAAUAUAUAUUGAGGUAUUUAAGCUGUACAAUCAUCCAAGUAGCAGUUUCCAAAUGUCUCCUUUUUUAAACAAAACACAGUCUGUAUUGAAUAUUAUAAUGUAUAGAUAAAGGCUUUUUGGCAAUAAUUACUGAAUUAUCUACUAAUAUCUGUUUUGACCGCUGGGGGUCGCCAUUACCGAGUUAAAUAUGAUUUGUCAUGCUGUGAAUGUGAAAAAAAGAAGAAAAAAAAAAGCAAUUCUGGUCUUAUUUAUUUCACCUUUUGUUUCUCAUGGUUAAAGUAUCCCUUUUUUUUUUUUUGUAAAUACUGUAUCUUGCUUUCCAGAUGGCUUCACUGCAACACUUUUUUCUUUUGUAUUUUGUUUAAAAAUUAGAGAUUAUGGGUAGUCCGUGUUAACGCCCACAUGGUUAAGGUUCACUCAUGUCUCCAUUAAAGCAUCUGUCAACUUA
Cyprinodon tularosa is the source of this 3326-nucleotide messenger RNA. RefSeq names its product MAP/microtubule affinity-regulating kinase 3-like. The coding region runs from base 570 to 2852 and encodes 760 amino acids. The transcript has 18 exons. Gene Ontology annotation, cellular component: cytoplasm; plasma membrane. Lineage: Eukaryota; Metazoa; Chordata; Actinopteri; Cyprinodontiformes; Cyprinodontidae. Gene Ontology annotation, biological process: intracellular signal transduction; protein phosphorylation. Gene Ontology annotation, molecular function: ATP binding; protein serine/threonine kinase activity. The record is from RefSeq and is a predicted model, not a curated record.